Helianthus annuus (common sunflower) is the source of this 1328-nucleotide messenger RNA. Its product is annotated as pre-mRNA-splicing factor syf2. Gene Ontology annotation, cellular component: catalytic step 2 spliceosome; post-mRNA release spliceosomal complex; Prp19 complex. Lineage: Eukaryota; Viridiplantae; Streptophyta; Magnoliopsida; Asterales; Asteraceae. The coding region runs from base 245 to 1177 and encodes 310 amino acids. The transcript has 6 exons. The record is from RefSeq and is a predicted model, not a curated record.
UGCACCAAUAUCUACAUGUAAUCGCAGCCUGUGUUGAUUUUGAAUUUGUGUUCUAACAAGUUGUUAUUAGAUCUAGGGUUUCUACAAAACUAGCAUCUUAGGGUUUUUGAUUGGUUAAAUCUCGAGUCUAGUUACGUUCGGAUGUGUUCGUAUCGUUUUGCCCUAAUUACUGAUUAAUUUUUUGAGCCCUAUGUAGUUAGUUGCACAGGGUGGUUUGUGAUGUGAAUAUACACAGCCGAAAAAGAUGACUGGUAAAACCGGAGUACAUCCGGAUUGCAGAAAUUCGUCAAAUCCGUACCAUGAAUGUUCUGAAUUUUGCUUCAAGUUUAUUGCUGAGGCCAAGAAAUUGGCUGCUAAAAAUGAACCAGCUGGCUUGAAAGCUGAAACCAGAAGCUCUCAACCGACUUCAAUUACAACAUCUGUUCAAACUGAGCUCCCAGAUAAUGAAAAAAGUGAACCUGAUGAUCUUCCAAGUGGCGAUGACAACACCACCACUGAGGAUCAACCACAAGUGGACUUCACUAAGCUUACAGGGAAACAAAAGAAGCUAUUUGAGUUGAGGCUGAAGAUGAACGAGGCAAGGAAAGCCAAUCAAAGUGCCAUGGUGGCAGAAAAGAAAAGAAAGGAUGGUCCACAAGAGUCGAGGGGAAUUUCAAAACAGAAGUGGUUGGAUGAGAGGAAGAAGAAGAUCGGGAAACUUCUAGAUGCAAACGGGUUGGAUAUGAAAGAAGCAUAUAUGUUAGAUACGCAGCAGGUGGCAGAAACAAAGUACAAAAAAUGGGAGAAGGAACCUGCUCCAGCUGGUUGGGAUGUGUUUAAUCAGAAAACCUUGUAUGAUGCGCACAAGAAAAGGACAAAGAAGAUUGACGUUGAUCUUGAAGAAUACAACAGAAUGAAGGAAGCAGAUCCUGAGUUUUACAGAGAAGCUUCAAGUCUGCAAUAUGGAAAGGCACCUAAAGUUUCAGAGGAUAAGAUUGAAAGGAUGGUGAAGGAGCUAAGGGACAAAGAUGAGAAGAGGAAUGCGUUUAGUAGGAGAAGAAGAUUUCAUGAAGAGAAGGACAUCGACUCCAUUAAUGACCGUAACGAGCAUUUCAAUAAGAAGAUUGAACGCGCGUUUGGCAGAUACACGCUCGAGAUCAAGAACAAUCUCGAGAGAGGAACUGCUUUGCCUGAUUGAUUCGAAGGUAUUUGCGUUUCUUGCAUACUUUUCAUGUGUAACAAUAGUUGAAUGUGCGCUUUCGUUACUGGAUUGUAAGCAGAUAUUGUAAGUCUUAAGCAAUGAUAGCAACUUGUGUAUUUUGGUAUUAAUUUAAGACACUGCCUUGCUA